Molecule: messenger RNA, 1914 nt
Organism: Ectocarpus siliculosus
Lineage: Eukaryota; Phaeophyceae; Ectocarpales; Ectocarpaceae
Source: the annotation of a GenBank genome assembly
AUGUCGCUCGAGUCGGGGCAGCUGGUGUUCGUCAAGGACGAGGUGGAGGGAUGGCUCCCCGCGACGGUGGGGGCCACCAACGGCCAGGGGGAGGACAUGUCGCUCGAGCUCGUGCACGAGGACGGACGAACUGAGACGGUAUCCAAGGUGUCGGACGAGUGGCUGCAGCGCGGAGACCCUAGCUGCCUGAAGGGAGUGGAGGACAUGGUAAAGAUGGACAUUCUUACCGUGGGUUCGGUACUGCACAACUUAAGGACUCGGUACGCCAACCAAGACAUCUACACCUCCGUGGGGUCUAUCCUGGCCGCCAUCAACCCGUACGUGCUCAUCCCGUCGCUGUACGACGAGAACUGCAUGAACCUCUACGCCAACAUGGCGACGGACGCGGGCGCGCCGCCUCACCCGUACGAGCUCAUGGAGCUUGCUUACAGGGGGCUCAUCACCGACCAUCGCAGCCAGUCCGUGCUCAUCAGCGGAGAGUCCGGGGCAGGAAAAACAGAAACCACCAAGUACCUCCUAUCGUACCUGUCGCACCGCAGCAGCACCAUGGAGAAGGAGCGGAGGGAGGCGGUACCCAGUGUUGAGCAGCGGCGCAAUAGCAUCGGGGGGCGUUUCAGCGUGGAGGACAGCGUGGUGAUGUCGAACCCCGUUAUGGAGGCGUUCGCUAACGCCAAGACCACCCGCAACCACAACUCGAGUCGCUUCGGAAAGUACAUUCAGGUAACCCUUCACGCUAGCGGCGUGGUCACCGGAGGCCGGGUGACGACCUACCUGCUCGAGAAGACCCGCGUGGCCAGACAGCUCGCGGGCGAGCGCAGCUACCACGUCUUCUACCAGCUGUGCCAGGGGGCGGACGACGACUUGCGGGCUCGCCUCGGACUUAAGGAAGCGGCGGAGUUCCGAUCCCUGACCGGUGGAGGCUGCGUCGAGAUCGACAGCAUGGACGAUGCCGAAGGCUUUUCGGAGACGGCGAGGUGCAUGGAGAGCAUCGGUAUUGGCUCCGAGGCGAAGGAGGGGGUGUUCAGGGUGGUCGCUGCCGUUCUGCACCUCCUGAACGUAGAGUUCGAUAUGGUGGACAUACCGGGCCAAGACGUUGGUUCAAAGGUCAGCGAGAGGGGGGAGGACUCUAGCCUGUCCUGGGCCUCGAAGCUUCUGGGGGUGAAGCCGGACCAGCUGGAGGAGGCACUGGUGGCCCGAUUCAUUAACCCCGGGGGAUUCGGCUCCUCCGACUUUGUGGUGGUGCCCAGCUCGCCCCUGGUGGCGGCGUCUGCGCGGGAUGCUGUGGCCAAGGCUCUGUACUCGUCGCUCUUCGACUGGCUGGUGGAGAAGAUCAACCUCACGCUGACUGCCGCCAUGAACUCCAAGACUGCCGCGAACACGAGCAACAGGUUCAUCGGACUGCUGGACAUCUUCGGGUUCGAAGCUUUCGGCACUAACUCCCUGGAGCAGCUUCUCAUCAACUACGCCAACGAGAGGCUACAGCAGCAGUUCAACGCCUUCGUCUUCAAGCUUGAGGAGGAGGAGUUUGCCAAGCAGGGCCUGAGCAAGGUAUACGUUGAGCACUGCCGGGUGGAGUUCGCCGACAACGACGACGUUCUCCGGCUGCUGGAGGGCAAGCCUCAGGGCAUCCUGUCCCUUCUCAAGGAAGAGUCGACUCUCAAGACGGGAACGGGGCUCAAGCUGGGCAAGCGUUACCGCCAGGCCUUCAAGGGAAACGACCGAUUUGCUCUCCCAAGAGCGAGAGGGGGAAGCCGGGCGGGUACGGAGGCGACGUUCGGGAUUGUACACUUCGCCGGAGAGGUGAUCUACGACGCCACGGAGUUCGUGGAGAAGAACAAAGACGAGGUGCCCACGGCCCUCCACGACCUGGUGCUCAGCAGCAACGACAGGGAGGAUACAUCCUGGAGCAGCUGA